Messenger RNA from Plodia interpunctella (Indianmeal moth), 2899 nucleotides. RefSeq lists its product as uncharacterized. The transcript has a single exon. Gene Ontology annotation, molecular function: catalytic activity. The record is from RefSeq and is a predicted model, not a curated record. Bases 2 to 2788 code for a protein of 928 amino acids. NCBI's taxonomy places the organism in Eukaryota, Metazoa, Arthropoda, Insecta, Lepidoptera, Pyralidae.
AAUGGAUAAAGGUUUUACAAUGACAACAUUCAACUGUAAAAAUGUUAAAAGGUCAAUCAAGUGUAUUAAAGAUUUAUGUUCCAAAUCAGAUAUAGUGGCGCUUCAGGAGACGUGGUUGUUGCCGAAUGAUAUUUCAUAUCUUAGCAGUAUUGACCCUAACUUCGGGUACACGGGGAAGUCGGCGGUGGAUAUAUCAGCUGGAAUGCUGCGAGGGCGGCCCUACGGAGGGGUGGCCUUGCUGUGGAGGAGCAGCGUGUUCGACAAUGUAUCAGUGUUACCGUGCGAUAAUUCGCGAGUGUGCGCUAUUAAGAUAAUAACAAGUGAUCGGCCUAUAAUCGUAGUGUGUGUGUACAUGCCUACCGACUCGAAGGAAAACUUGCCGGAGUUCACGGAUUGUAUGGGUACGGUGAGUGCGAUUGUAGAUGAGUACGGUGUGGAUUGUGUUUACAUCCUGGGUGACUUUAAUGCCCAUCCAAAUGAGUUAUUUUAUUAUGAACUUUUAAAUUUUUGUACUGAUCAACAGUGGACUUGUAUAGACAUUGAUAAGUUAGGCCUGCACUCAGGCACGUAUACGUUUGUGAGUGAGGCCAACGGCUCAAAACGUUGGCUUGAUCAUUGUUUAGUCACGGACGCAGCCCGUGACUCUGUCACAGACGUUUAUGUUAAGUAUGAUGUGUUAUGGUCAGAUCAUUACCCAUUAAUAGUACAAUGUAAACUUAACAUAAUCAGCAAAAAACUAAAAACAUCACAAACUGGGACAAAUAAGGUAUUAUGGGGGCAUAGAACUGAUGACGAAAAAAUAUUGUACCAGAGUGAAUGCAACGAAAGACUUAAAUUGAUUGAUUUCCCAGAUUUAUUUAGAAAAUGCGCGGGUUGUUAUUGCGAUAACCAUAACCAUCGGCAGGCCAUUGAUACAUUGUAUAAUCAUAUAGUACGCUCUCUUAGUGAGGCGGCCGUUGUAAGUCGUUGUUAUCAGCGUAAAAAUAAUAAACAGCAGUCUGUAUUAGGAUGGAAUAAGCAUGUUAAGCCGUCUCACGAGGAAGCCAGGCUGCGGUUUCAGAUUUGGUUACUCCAAGGGAAACCCGAAUCAGGAAAAAUUUAUCAUGAUAUGUGUGAAAGUCGAAAAAUUUUUAAAUCGCGUCUUAAGUGGUGUCAAAACCAUCAGGAUUUAAUAAAAAUGGAGAAGCUUGCUACUCAUCAUAGUAAAAAAGACUUUGGCUCUUUUUGGAAGGAAACCAAAAAACUGACACCGCAGCCGGGGCAACCAAUUAGUGUAGGUGGGGUGAGCGACCCGAAAGAGAUUGCAGACCUUUUCAGGGAAUCCUUUCAAUUAACAUCGUCGCUGGGCCCAUCGCAAAAUGAGCGCAGUGCUGUGUCCAUCGGUGGCAAAGUAAAUAUGCAGUUUAGCGCAAAGGAUGUAAACAAUGUGUUACGGGCUAUGACGCGUGGAAAGUCGCCAGGUCAUGAUGGACUCAGCAUUGAGCAUCUUCAGCAUGCUGGUUCCCAUAUAUGUAGAUUGCUGUCAAUGCUGUUGUCGCUUUGUAUAAGUCAUUCGUAUUUGCCCUGUGACCUCAUGCGAACUAUUGUAAUACCAAUUGUAAAAAACAAGACGGGUGAUCUGGCGGAUAGGACAAACUAUAGGCCUAUAUCGCUGGCGACUAUAACGGCUAAGGUACUGGACGGCCUGCUUAAUGCUCAGCUUAAUAAAUACCUAAAGUUGCAUGACAAUCAGUUUGGGUUUCGACCCCAGCUGUCAACCGAUAGUGCAAUACUGAGCCUUAAGCAUACUGUCUCAUAUUACCUGCGUCGAAAAACAGCCGUUUACGCUUGUUUCCUUGAUUUGUCCAGUGCAUUUGAUUUGGUUUCCUAUGAUCUCCUUUGGCAAAAACUGGAGGACAUAAAGGCCCCUAAUGAACUUAUUAAUCUAUUCAAAUUUUGGUACGGAAAUCAAAUCAACAAUGUUAAAUGGAAUUGCACUUUAUCUGAACCAUAUAAGAUGGAAUGUGGUGUAAGACAGGGCGGGCUAAGCUCUCCGUCGCUAUUCAAUUUGUAUGUGAACGCGCUGAUCGAGGCGCUCAGCAGAGAGCAUGUCGGCUGUCACGUGGACGGCGUGUGCGUCAAUAACAUCAGUUACGCAGACGACAUGGCCCUGCUGAGCGCGUCGGUCUGCGGGCUGAGGAAACUCCUGUCCAUCUGUGAAGCAUAUGCUACUUCGCACGGCCUUAAAUAUAACAUCCGGAAAAGUGAGGUCAUGGUUUUUGGAGCUAGGAGUAAAGAUUUGUCCAUACCUACUAUUUCCCUGUAUGGUGUUCCUCUGAACAGAGUAGAAAAAUUUAAAUAUCUUGGACAUAUCUUGGCUCCUGACCUCAAGGACGAUGCCGAUAUAGAUAGGGAGCGAAGAGCGUUGUCGGUUAGAGCAAAUAUGAUCGCCCACAAGUUUUCGAAAUGCUCGGAAGAUGUCAAAAAAACUCUGUUCAGAGCAUUUUGCACAUCAUUUUAUACGAGUACUCUGUGGGCCCAUUUUACAAAAAAAUCGUACGACGCUUUUCGCAUCCAAUAUAACAACGCGUUCAGGGUGUUGUUGCGGCUGCCUCGGUUUUGUAGCGCAUCAGGCAUGUUUGCCGCGGCGCGGGUCGACUGCUUCUACGCGACGAUGCGGAAACGCGGCGCCAGCCUGGUGCGCCGCGUCCGAGCCAGCUCCAACAGCAUCCUGGCCAUGAUAGCGAGCCGGCUAGACUGUCCCUACAUCAACCACUGCUGCGAUUUGCAUGUAGUGAAUAAAAAUUAGGCUGCCACAUACAUUUGUUACUAACACUAGAUUAGAAGCUUCUUUGUAUACUACUAACAUUUUUUUUUAUAUGAGUCCUGGAUGCUCGAAAUAAAGAUUUUUAUUAUUAUU